Prionailurus viverrinus (fishing cat) is the source of this 607-nucleotide messenger RNA. It is a transcript of the gene CSTB, whose product is annotated as cystatin B. NCBI's taxonomy places the organism in Eukaryota, Metazoa, Chordata, Mammalia, Carnivora, Felidae. Gene Ontology annotation, cellular component: cytosol. The record is from RefSeq and is a predicted model, not a curated record. The coding region runs from base 88 to 384 and encodes 98 amino acids. The transcript is spliced from 3 exons. Gene Ontology annotation, molecular function: cysteine-type endopeptidase inhibitor activity.
GUCACGUGACCGUCGCCUGCUUUAAGCUGAGCGGGCACCUCUGCUCGGGGUUCCGCUCCGGCUGCAGCUCCUCCGCCCGCCGCCAGGAUGAUGUGCGGGGCGCCCUCCGCCACUCAGCCCGCCACGGCCGAGACCCAGGCCAUCGCCGACCAGGUGAAGCCCCAGCUAGAGGAGCAGGAGAAUAAGAAGUACACUACCUUCAAGGCGGUGGAGUUCAGGAGCCAGGUGGUUGCAGGGAGGAACUACUUCAUCAAGGUUCAAGUCGACGAUGAUGAGUUUGUGCACAUUCGAGUGUUUCAGAGUCUCCCGCACGAAAACAAACCCUUGGCCUUGUCCAGCUAUCAGACCCACAAAGCCAGGCACGACGAACUGGCGUAUUUCUAGUUCCCGCUCUGAACAUGGCCCGUCCGUGUGGUUCUGUCCUCUGUGGACACGUCUGGGGUCAUAAACGGGUGCCAUUUCUUCACUGGGGGGGGGGGGCGGUGUCGCGCAGCUCUUCUGACUUGCGUUGGGAGAGACAAAGUCAACCCAACCAGCGAUCUUAAUUACUUUCAAAGAAGGCUUAUAUUCCCUUUUAAAUACAUAUUUUUAAGUCUUGGCAAAUUUA